Gossypium arboreum is the source of this 339-nucleotide messenger RNA. RefSeq lists its product as uncharacterized. The record is from RefSeq and is a predicted model, not a curated record. The transcript is spliced from 3 exons. The coding region runs from base 1 to 339 and encodes 112 amino acids. NCBI's taxonomy places the organism in Eukaryota, Viridiplantae, Streptophyta, Magnoliopsida, Malvales, Malvaceae.
AUGGUGGCAAUUGCGUUGGCUGACAUGCAUGACCGUUGUGGGCAGAGAGAGAAUGAGUUGAAAAGGUUUAAGGGCAUAGCUGGAGAUCAAAAUGCUGUCAAACCAAUAAUUUCCAAUAAUUUCUUUGCAACACAGGAAAGCUUUAUGGAAACCAACAAGAAAGGAAAUUUGAUUGAUAUUGACGUGAAGGGGUUUUGGACUUGGAGAAACAUUUACGAGGAGGAGAGAGAAUCAUAUGUUACUCAAGCUGGAAACAUGAACUCAGCCUACAUCAAGGGUGUGAUUGAAGAGGAGAAAAAUAUUAUAAAGGUAACGGGGUUCAGAGUUUAUGAAUGUUAA